AAUUUAGCGCGUUCUAGGUCAAAGGUCAGCAAGAAAUGUCAAAAAGACCGAAGAUGGCACCCCUCAAGACAAAAUUUGUUGAAGGUGAAAGAGUUCUCUGCUUCCAUGGACCGCUACUGUAUGAAGCCAAGUGUGUCAAAUCGGAGGUCAAGGAUAAGAUGAUCAGAUAUUUCAUCCACUACAAUGGCUGGAAUAAAAAUUGGGACGAAUGGGUUCCAGAGAGCAGAGCCCUCAAGUUCAACGAGGCCAAUUUGCAGAAACAGAAGGAGUUAUUUGCAGCUCAGAAAGCGAAGGCAAAGAGAGCUCGCACUCAGAAGGCGAAACCUGAGAAGGAAGCCCCGUCAAAGGCACCACCAGCACCACCACUACCACCACCAUCAGAAAAGUCAUCAUCUAAGAGAGCGGCUAAGACUUCCAGUUCUGAACCAGCAUCCACCCCUUCCUCAGCGGCACCCUCGCCCCAACCUGCCCCAGAAGAACCCCCUCCAGUGGCUGCUGCCCCUGCCCCUACUCCCCCAUCAGACUCGCUGAGGAAGAAGAGAUCAAGACCAGAUGCCACAGUUGAAACGGAGGAAUCAUUUGUCAGCAAAGUGGACAUCAAAGUCAGAGUUCCAGAGGAGCUGAAGCCUAUCUUGGUCGAUGAUUGGGAUGCUAUUACAAGACAAAAAAUGUUGCUUCACCUUCCAGCCAGGACUACAGUGGAGCAGAUCUUAGAGGAUUACAUGAAACAGAAGAAGACUAAAAAAGACAUGACACCUGCCAAAGAGAGCACUAUCGCUGAAAUCUGCCAAGGACUCAAAGAAUACUUCAAUGUCAUGCUGGGCACGCAAUUACUCUACAAGUUUGAGAGACCUCAGUUUGCCAAUAUCCUAGCAGCUCACCCGGAUGAACCCAUGUCCAGAGUAUACGGUGCUGUUCACUUACUCAGACUCUUUGUAAAACUCGGUGGAAUGCUUGCCUUUACACCCGUCGACGAGAAGAGCAUGCAACUCCUUCUGACCCACGUCCACGACUUCAUGACGUAUCUCAAGAAGAACUCCUCCACCCUCUUCAAACCCAGCGACUACGAGGCUGCCCCUCCCGAAUACCAUCGGAAGGCUCUGUAGCAUCCAUAACUUGUUUCUCUUUUUAAAAUAAAUUCUCUUUGCCAAUGUGAUGUAUGGAUGAUAAUGAUGUAGAGAGGUGUCGUGGUCUAGCGGAUGAUACAUCGCCUGACUGUGGAUCAUAUGGUUUCGCGGUUUGAGUCCCGCCGCAACACUUAUGUCCUUUGGCAAGAUGUUAAUCUACAUUUGCCACUCUCCACCCAGGUGAAGUAAAUGGGUACCUGGUAGGAAGAAAUUCCUUGAAUGCUUUAGCACCUUAUGGCAGCUCAGCUGUAGCGUACAUAUCCACCACUCAAGGUCCUCCAAUAUCACCCCGGCUCUGCUAUUGAAGCUAUCGAUCCCAGUGCUCACAGCAUUCAAGCAAUUUCUUAUCUCAUGGAUAAUUUCUACAUCUGCCAUGGAUACAAUUUCACAAUGCAUAUACCCGCUUUUGAGUGAAGAAGAAGAAAGGAUUGCGAAGCUAUUUUCAGCCCAAAAUUGUCUGUCAAACAUUAGGGUCUGUUAAAAGCAAGAAGGGCAUUAACUCUGCGCAAAAGGCUCCCCACAGAUGAUUUAGAUUAUCGGGUGGGGUUUUGCAUGGUAAAGCCUUGGUCCGACACAAGGCGGUGAGUUGCCUAAAAAAUAACAAACAAGAAAAAUGCAGCAGCAAAGUACAAUCCGCUUUUGAUAUGUGUAUAAGAAUUGUAAGAAGCGAUGUCAUGGGGAGAUAGCUGCUGAUAAUAGUGGAUAAUAAUUUAAACAAGUCAUAAUGAUUUAUCUGCUUGUAAUAUUAAACAAAUUGUGUGAUCUGCACUGUGCUUUUCCUCAUUUUAUUUUGCUGCAGCAGUUCUUAAGGCAGUUUACUGCUUCGCGGGAUUUUCACAUAGAAGUCCCCCGUUCUGGGGCAUGUUAUAAGAAGUACCCUUUGUAUGAACUACACUACAUUUUGUUGUUACUUUGUGUAGUUUGUGGCUCAUGCAUGUGCUGGAAGUUUAGCCUGCAUAUCUCAUUGUGGAAUGUGUACAUGAAACCUUGGCCUGUUUAUUGCGGUAACCUGUAGCUUAAACGCAAUGUACUAAAGAUCAUGAAGGAACAUUGUGGAUAUUACGAUACUGGAUCGUAUAUGUGUGACCCUUGACCUUUGACAUUAGUUUUUGAGCAGACAAUACUCAAGACAUCUCCAUUUUUCCAAUCAUUUUGUAAAGUUGUGUCUACAAGUAUUUUAAAGAAGUGCAUGAGGUCUGAUGAACUUGUGUGUAUUAAACUGCAUAUGAUUUUUAAUGUAUAAUAAUUAACAGCUGUAAAUAUAUUUGUGUUUUUAUUAUCAUUAUGAAAUGCAGUCAUUUAUGUUUUACAUGUGUACUACCUUUGACGUCAUGAUUAGGAGUAAUUAUGCAAAUGUAUGAUCUUGCUUUGGAAAAAAGCAAAUGUAUGAGGUUGAAAAGAUAAAUGCAACAUGAAGAUGAGGUUUGCAAGAUUAGAGAUGCUUUUAUCAUGUGUAUUUGAUUUCAAUUGUAUUUCAGAUGUGUUGGUAGUAUUGGUAUAGAUGUACAUUAAAACAUGCAUGGUAUCUACAUGCAACAACAACAAUAACAUUUCAUAAGCGCUCAUAACCAUCAUAAGGAUUGCUCAAGUCUUGUAACAGAGUAGUGUUUUAAACAAAAUUCAUAAGGCAAACUAAAUAUUCAAGAAUGAAUGGAUAACAGUAAGAUAAAUGUCAAGAGGAAUUAGCAGUGAUUCUGCCCUCAAUUUUUGUUUUGAGCUGUUGAGUUCUCAUAUAAAGAGGAAAACAUGAAAUUUACUGUCAUAUAUAAAAGAAACAGUGCCAGUCAAAGACACACUUCAAUAUUGCUAGAGGAAUAGAUAAUGUCUAAUCUAUAUAUUCUACAAUGUAUGGCAUUGUACAUGUGGCUAGUCACUGGGCCCUAUGCCACGUUUUUUGGAGUGAGACACAGAUCUUGACAGAUUUACGAGUAACUACGGUAACUGCCAAGACCAAAUAUGGCAGAGAACGUAAGGGGCUCAACAAGUAAUUUUUGUGUUUAUAAAACAUUGAUGUGUAAUAUUAUUGUAUUUUCAGUAAUAUUCAUUACCUGUGUAACUUCAUUUUCAGUGUCCAUUUUCAAGUCGGCUGCCUUUGUUAGGAGUAGAUGAAAAUAUUGGAAAUCAAAUCGUCAUACCAGCUGUAAAAACAUGUAAGGGGCUAAAUACGUAAGGGGCUCAACAAGCCAAUUUAUGUGUUUAAAUAUAUACAACAUUGGUUUGUAAUGUUAUUGUAUAUUCAGUUAUAUUCAUAACUUGUGUAGCAUUUUCAGUGUCCAUUUUCAAGUUGGUUACUGUUUUCAAUAGGAGUAGAUGAACAGAUUGGAUAUCAAAUUGCCAUGCCUCAGUCAGUCAGUCUUAAUGUCAUUUUACCAAGCAACUAAAGCCGUCUGCGCACUAUACGAUCUUCCUGCGAUCUAAUUUUCAAAUCAUUGAAAGUUUAGAAGAUGGAAUGUUCAUAUCAAAUGCAAUUGCCAAUUCUUCCAAAAUCGGAUUGUAGGCAGAUCAUAUAGUAUACAGUGGCCCUUUAACAUUUUUGUGUUUCAACGUGUAGGUAGGGGAAAUUUAGAAAUCAAGUACUAGUCGUAUGCAAUUAGAACUGUUCAGAAAACAUAGUUGUAUGUAUGUUGAAUCCCUCCAAUUCUCUUUGCUUUUUCCUGCCUCUCUCUCUCUUCCUCUCUCUCUCUCUACAUGCAAUUGUUGAGAUGUAUCUGGGUGCACUGCAGAUACAAAAUUAAUCAAUUCUGGUUUAAAGCUACAUUAAAUCAUGUGGAGAAGUCUAAACUGGUAUUUGAAUUUUUAUAGUAAUGUGCAUGUAAUUGUGGUUGAAAAUUUAGGACAUGUAAAGUUUCAUUUUCCCUUUGUUUUGUGGCUAGUCAUGUUCAGUAUUAAAUGUAAAUAUUGUAUAAAGUCACUAUUUUUGCAGCUUGGUAGCAUCUUCAUUAUAAUGCUAGCUUUGAUUCUGGUAUUCAUCAUUUGUUUAUGUACAUACAUGUUAUGAGCAUGGUAACAAGCCAAAAAGAAAUAAUCAUGAUAAUAAAUGUCUUUUUUUUGUGAA
This is a messenger RNA of Strongylocentrotus purpuratus (purple sea urchin), 4182 nucleotides long. RefSeq names its product mortality factor 4-like protein 1. The record is from RefSeq and is a predicted model, not a curated record. Gene Ontology annotation, biological process: chromatin organization; regulation of DNA-templated transcription. Lineage: Eukaryota; Metazoa; Echinodermata; Echinoidea; Camarodonta; Strongylocentrotidae. The transcript has 11 exons. Gene Ontology annotation, cellular component: NuA4 histone acetyltransferase complex; nucleus. The coding region runs from base 36 to 1106 and encodes 356 amino acids.